This is a messenger RNA of Hippocampus zosterae (dwarf seahorse), 772 nucleotides long. It is a transcript of the gene pebp1, whose product is annotated as phosphatidylethanolamine binding protein 1. The transcript is spliced from 4 exons. Lineage: Eukaryota; Metazoa; Chordata; Actinopteri; Syngnathiformes; Syngnathidae. The coding region runs from base 111 to 674 and encodes 187 amino acids. The record is from RefSeq and is a predicted model, not a curated record. Gene Ontology annotation, biological process: negative regulation of MAPK cascade.
AAACGAACACUUUUGACUGCUGGUCCCUGAACGUCUCAUUGCCUUGUCGAAUUCAAACAGAGGCAACGGUCGUUUACGUCUGAAUUCGCGGUUAGCGGCUCCUUCUAGACAUGCCCGUGGAUGUGAACCAGUGGAGUGGCCCUCUGCAACUCCAAGAGGUGGAGGAGAAGCCCGGCCAGCCUCUGACCGUCAAAUAUGGCUCUGUGGAGAUCGACGAGCUGGGCAAAGUGCUCACGCCCACGCAGGUUCAGAACCGGCCCACAUGCAUCGAGUGGGAGGGAUGUGACCCCAGCAAACUUUACACUUUAGUCCUGACUGACCCGGACGCCCCCAGCAGGAAGGAGCCCAAAUUCAGAGAGUGGCAUCACUUCCUAGUGGUCAACAUGAAAGGAAACGACGUGUCUUCCGGUGUCGUCUUGUCCGACUACGUCGGUUCCGGUCCUCCUGAGGGAACAGGUCUCCACCGCUACGUUUGGCUGGUGUACAGCCAGACGGGAGAGCUGUCGUGCACCGAGCCCGUCCUUACCAACCGAUCGGGCAACGGCCGCGGCAAGUUCAGCGUUGGCGCUUUCCGCCGCAAGUACGGGCUGGGGGCACCCGUCGCUGCCACUUGCUACCAGGCCCAAUGGGACGACUACGUGCCCAAACUCUACAAGCAGCUGGCGGGAAAGUAGGACUCCUCCAACAAUGAGGAAUGAGGGGGGGGGGGGGGGGCGCCGUUUCACCUGGCGCACAUCAAUGGGUUGAAUCAAUAAAGCUGCUUCGCAAUCAA